GGUCGGGGGAGCCGCUGGAGCUCCCUGCGAGCCGCUGGAGUUACCGUUACCCGUUUUACUAUGUGUGUGUCUUGUAUUACAGCCAUGCUGCACAUCAGUGGCCAGAGCGAGGGGAGAGGGGAGGAAAAGCCUGUUUACACAGACUGCAAACCGCCUGGGGAAUAAUGCAGGAAAGGAAGUGAGCCGGCUCUGUCUGACUGCUCUGACUUCCUGCUCGCUCUCACACGGGCGCGCACACACACACACACACACACACACACACACACUCCGGCCGAAAAAAAAAAGGGGGGGGGGGGGGAAUCAGGAUCUCAUUACAAGAGCAACAGAGCGUUUGCAGAAGACUGUCAGCAUGGAGAACCAGGGGAUUUUACCCAGCUCCCUCUAAACUACCAGGAGAGAGCGGAAAAGUCCCUCAGCCGCUGGGUAUGGAGAGUGCAAUCACACUGUGGCAGUUCCUUUUGCAGUUGCUGCUAGACCAGAAACAUGAGCACCUGAUUUGCUGGACGUCUAAUGAUGGCGAAUUCAAGCUACUCAAGGCAGAAGAAGUGGCUAAGCUGUGGGGACUCAGAAAAAACAAAACUAAUAUGAAUUAUGACAAGCUGAGCCGAGCGCUCAGAUACUAUUAUGACAAGAACAUCAUCAAGAAAGUGAUCGGACAAAAAUUUGUGUACAAGUUUGUCUCCUUUCCUGAGAUUUUAAAAAUGGAUCCACAUGCUGUGGAAAUCAGCAGAGAGAGCCUUUUGCUGCAGGACAGCGACUGUAAGAUGCCUUCCGAGAGCAGGGAUCAGCACAAGCACAGCUUGUCAGCACUGAAAAGCACAAGCCGUAAUGAAUAUAUCCACUCUGGCCUGUACUCCUCUUUCACUAUCAACUCUCUGCAGAACCAGCCAGACCCUUACAAGCCAAUCAAAACAGAAAAACUGGAGGAGAAGUCAGAGGGAAACACGCCAGUUGAAGAAGUUCGGACUGUUAUAAGGUUUGUGACAAACAAAACAGACAAACAAGUUAUGAGGCCCAUGGUGUCGUUGCCUUCCACUUCCGAAACAGCAGCUGCCUCUGCUUUUCUCAGCUCGUCAGUAUCAGCUAAAAUAUCUUCCUUAAUGCUACCCAACAGUGCCAGCAUUUCAUCUCCAUCAUCAUCUUCCUCCCGGUCGCCGUCCCUGUCUCCCACCUCGCCCCUCCCUGCAGAACACAGGAGCCUCUUCCUUGAGUCCAGUUGCUACGACUCAGAUUCCCUUGAGCCUCUGAACCUCUCCUCGGGCUCCAAGGCAAAAUCUCCAUCUCUUCCCCCAAAGGCUAAAAAACCCAAAGGCUUGGAAAUCUCCGCCCCACCUAUGGUUCUCUCCAGCACCGACAUUGGUUCCAUCGCGCUCAACAGCCCUGCGCUUCCUUCGGGAUCCCUGACUCCAGCUUUCUUCACUGCACAGACCCCAAAUGGAUUAUUGCUGACCCCAAGCCCACUGCUGUCUAGCAUUCAUUUCUGGAGUAGCCUCAGUCCUGUUGCUCCUCUGAGUCCUGCCAGGCUGCAGGGACCAAACACUCUGUUCCAGUUUCCAACUCUGCUAAAUGGUCACAUACCAGUGCCACUUCCCAGUCUGGACGGAGCCUCUUCUCCAGUACUGCUUUCUCCAAAUGCUCAGAAAUCCUGAUGUUGCCUUAUCGCACCAAGGACUUAUUGGUGGAUGUAACACUUCAUUCCUAUGGGCUAGUUUUUCCUGUGUCAUGAGAAGGACAUUGUGAAACCCUCUAUUACUUUGGUUUGCACUUUUCAUUACAUGGAUAAUCUACUUUUAUUAUGUUAGCAUUUUUAAACAGUGUUUAUAUAUAAAAGUAUAUAUAAAUCUGUUUUGCAUUAAAUGAAUUAUAAUUUUUUUAUAUCAUAGCUCUCAAGUGUUGAACACUUCUGUUGUUGAUGAAGUACUUUUCUUAAUGGAUUGCAACAAUGUAUCUAAUAAGGAUGUGAAGCUUCUUUCUAAUCCCUUUUCCUGCAUAUUACGCGUUGUGCUUGUGUAAACUAUAACCGGCUGUGCCUUCUUUUGCAUAAUUGUCAUGUAAAUGAUUUAUAUAUUUUCUAGUAUUAAGAUAAAAAGUUGAAAGAAAAAACUAGUAUUGAACAGCCCUAUGGUAGUAUUUCAGUAUUCUCCAUGGAUAGGCCGUAUGUCGCAGUGUAUUCAUGUAACUUUGUAUUAAGUGCUUUCAAAUUGUAUAAAAAUAGCCUUAUAAUUUUUCUUUGCUGAAGUGGAAAACGUAAUCAACGUUACAGUCAGAAGAUGCAUUUAGGAGUAACAAAGCCACAUUUACACAUCUAUGCCCAAGUUCUUCUGUUGAGAUGCAACAGGGAGGACCUGGGCUGUGAAUAUUAAUGAGAUUUCCAGCAUUUGAGAACACUCCUGUAGAAAAAAGGAGACGUUACUCAGAAUUUAUUCGGCCUGUACUUCUUAAGGUCAACAUAACAGCUGGAAGGACUGCAGGUAAUCUCUGUUUUCCCAGGGAAUGAGGAUCAUUCCCGAUAGAGAAUUACCAGGUGCUUUGUUCAGUCGUGCCAAGUGCCUUCUAUAAUUCCCCUGGAAAGCUGAUUCUUGUUACUAAAGCUCAGAAGGUCAUAUUUCCCCUUCCCCCAAAGCUGGAAAAGUUACAGGACUGUAAAUUAAUGCCUGGUGCUUGUGAAGAGGUAUACUGUACAUGUGGGAUGUUUAUGUAUAAACAUCUGAAUUCUGGAUUAAAAAACCCAGCACUGUGUUACUAUAUACUUGCAACUUGAAUUUACUGGGCAUGUCCUCCACCUUGAGGUGAUGGUUUAGUCAUCUAAAUGUCAGGUUAGGAUUAGGCUAGACUCGCUGGCACCACAGAUUCUAAUCUUGGCAGGGCUGAUGCAAAUCUUCAGUUUUCUGAGGUGGCUAAAUUGGGCUGAAUGCAGCUUUACCAUGUAGGUUUUUCAGAUGAGACCUUCAAAAACCAAAUCAAAAUCAGAAUCCUGUUUGCUACAGGUCAUUAGAGCUUCUACUUUGCUUUCUCUGCCAAGCAGCUGGCUAAAAGUCCACUCUUGAAAUUUAUGCAGUGAGUUGUCUGCCGAUUUUCUGCUUGGAUGCAUUUCAGUGAUGAUGUGUGUAGUUAAUUGUAAAGUGCUUUUGGAUCCUUCAACCUGAAAGGUGCUAAAUAAACAUUUUAUUAAUGCA
Molecule: messenger RNA, 3176 nt
Organism: Falco peregrinus (peregrine falcon)
Lineage: Eukaryota; Metazoa; Chordata; Aves; Falconiformes; Falconidae
Gene: ELK3
Product: ETS transcription factor ELK3
Exons: 5
Coding region: 426-1649 (407 amino acids)
Biological process (GO): regulation of transcription by RNA polymerase II; cell differentiation
Cellular component (GO): nucleus
Molecular function (GO): DNA-binding transcription factor activity, RNA polymerase II-specific; sequence-specific DNA binding
Source: RefSeq, a predicted model, not a curated record